Molecule: messenger RNA, 2455 nt
Organism: Lotus japonicus
Lineage: Eukaryota; Viridiplantae; Streptophyta; Magnoliopsida; Fabales; Fabaceae
Product: protein terminal ear1 homolog
Exons: 5
Coding region: 295-2061 (588 amino acids)
Molecular function (GO): RNA binding
Source: RefSeq, a predicted model, not a curated record
UGCUCUGUUUGCUUUUCCAUUGAUCACUCUCACUCCUUAAACCUUGAGAGAGCCUACUCAUUCUCUUAAUCCACACACGCGCAGAGCAAAAAACUUCACCAAAACACACACUCAUUAUUCUUACCCUUUAUAGUAUCAUCAUUAUCACCAUUAUUAUUAUUUAUUUAUUUACUUAUUACUUAUCCUAAUUCCAAAUAAACAAACACAAACUCAUAGAGAGUGAGAGUGGGAGUGAGUGAGAAAACGUUGGUUUAACUCGCCGCCGUGAGUGAAAAACCGAUCACAUUCACCACCAUGGGAAACUUAGACCCCACGGCGGAGGAGUUCAAGCCGAGAAGAAACCCUAACCACUUACCCUUACCCCCACCCCCACCCCCACCCCCAACGACACCGUUUCCGUAUCCAUACUCCUAUUAUCCAUUCGCUGUUUCCACCUACUCUUACGCCGGAGGAUACGAACCGCUGCCGUACCCGCCGUUUUGUUACGGCGAGCCUCUUCCGUACCCGCCGCCGGCACACAUUCCCUCUACGCCGCAGCCGCCGCUGUUACCGACGCGGUCGUUGCUGCUGAGUUUCUUUCCGCCGGAGGCUGCGGCGGCGGUUACAGAGUCGUCGGUGAGGAGGCAGCUGGAGAUUUUCGGCGACGUGAGAGGGGUUCAGAUGGAGAGGCGCUGCGAGGGGACGGUUAUCGUUCACUUUUAUGACCUCAGACAUGCGGAGACGGCGUUGGCGGCGAUUCGGUUGCAGCAGCAGACGAAGCUGCUUAACCCGCCGGCGCGUGGGGUUGCUUAUGGUUGUGAUGUUUGGGCGCAGUUCACGCUCCCGGCGCGUGAUGCUGUUCCUGAAGGGCAGAACCAAGGGACUGUCGUGGUUUUCAAUGUGGAUUGGGACGUGGAACCAGAGACUCUCCGGCAAAUCUUUGAGGAUUUCGGUCCCAUAAAGGAAAUCAGACACCCCCAAACAAAAAAGAGCCAGAGGUUCGUGGAGUUUUUUGAUAUCAGAGAUGCUGCAAAUGCUUUGGAGCACAUGAAUGGAAAAGAAAUUCAUGGGAGACCUGUUGUUAUUGAAUUCAGUCGACCAGGAAGGAAGUUCUUCCAGGUUUCUGCUGCUUCUCCAUUCUCCAAGUCGUUUUGUCCUUCCCCUCCACCAUUGCAACCGAGAUUCUGGCCUCCUUUUGCUCCUCAUCAUGCUGCUGCUUUUAGUUCUCAACCUCAAUUAUCUUCAAGCAAAACUUCCAUGGGAAACCAUGAUAGCAGAGUAGCCAUGGCUUCCAUUCAUUCGGGUGAGGAUUUUCAGAAUGGGGUUGAAGAUGGGCAUCACUCUCAUGGGCCUCCCAAUAGAAGUUUUGUGAAGACACACAGCAGGGAUUCCUCUGUUGAAAGUAUGAAUCAGCUUCAAGGUAGAAGCAACAGGCCUUGCAGGGGGAGGCAAGCAAGGCAUGAUGAAACCCGAUUUUUAAUUCAGGAAGAUGCUGCUUCCCAGUCUGGUUGCAUAGAUUCCAGAACUACUGUGAUGAUAAAAAACAUACCCAACAAGUACAGCCAGAAGCUACUGAUGAACAUGUUGGACAACCACUGCAUCCACUACAAUGAGCAGAUUGGAGAUGACCAGAUUUUGUCAUCCUACGACUUCUUGUACCUCCCCAUUGAUUUCAACAACAAGUGCAAUGUGGGAUAUGGGUUUGUGAACAUGACCUCUCCUGAGGCAACCCUGAGGCUCUACAAGGCUUUCCACCAUCAACCCUGGGAGGUGUUCAAUUCAAGAAAAAUUUGUGAGGUGACCUAUGCUAGAGUUCAGGGAUUGGAAGCGUUGAAAGAGCAUUUCAAGAACUCCAAGUUCCCAUACGAGAUAGAGCACUACCUGCCAGUGUAUUUUUCACCUCCUCGAGACGGGAAGCAAGUGACAGAGCCACUUCCAAUUGGUCAAAGUAACAAGCACUCACGAAGCUUUUCCAUUGGUUCGCAUAGCCAUAUGGUAGGGACUUCUUCUGAGGACUUGAUUAACCACCAAAACGGCAGCGUUGAAGGUGAUGAUGAGGAUAAUGGAUGUGGAUUGAGUUGAGUGAGUGACAGUGAGUAAAGGCAUGGCCAUCAUAUCUGAGGAGUCUCGUCUGGUGAUAAUAAUGAAGUAGUAGUAUAAGCCUAUAAGGUGGUGCAGAUAGCAGGUUCUUGUGUGAAUGUGCAUUUAUUAUUUAUCACAGCAAGCAUGUCUUUGAGCAGCGAGCCCCAUUUGUUGUCUCUCUGGGCUCUGGCCUUUGGUGUCACUCACUCAACUCUCUUGUUCCUUUCUCUUUCCAUGUUGAUAGGAAAAAAAAUAUUUAUUUGCAACUUUAGGGUGAAAUGAAUAUGUAGUUUUAUUUAGGAAAAAAACAUAUUUUCGUGUGAUGAAGGUGUUGUCAUGAUAAGACAUAGUAUUUGUUUUCUAGGAGUUUUUAUUUAUUUAUAUACAUUUGAGG